UCAGGUGGAGGAAUCAUUUGCCUUCAGAGCAGCCAACAUGCAGCUGAUGCAUCCUGAGUUUGCAGUUGUUUUAGGAAUUGUUCUACUUCAGAUACAGAGUAUAAGGAUUUCCACUCAGGCUUAUGGAUGUUUGGCUUCAGUCGAGACCUGCAUGUCAGAUUUAUGCAGCUGUGAGCGGGCAUAUAUUGCUGGCAACUGUGAGGGUGACAGGUGCCAAAUAAAAGGCUCAGGGGGCUGUAACUUGACCAUCCAGACUGUACUGGACCAAUUUCCAUCACUGCAAGGGUGUGUGUGUACAUGGGAGGUGGAGCUCUGUGACUCCAUACAAGAACUGGCCACACAAUGCCUCCAAAAGCCAGGAAAUCAGCAGAGGAGGAUCCCAGUGAUUGACUGGAAAUCAAGUACUUUAGUGGACAACGCAUAUGAUCGUUCUGGAUCCUGUGUGGACCGAAUUGGUCUUUGUGUGAGUGAGUCUGUCUGCAACAGGCACCUCACACCUGUUCUUCAGGCAUGCAUGACUGAUCGGUGCGACAGUGGAAGAUGUCGGCAGGAAAUUCAGCAGUUCUAUGGAGGCAUGCCCCUACAGUGUGCAGAAAUGCUGGUGAUGUGCAAAUGUGAUGAUUCAGAUCAGAGUUGUCUGCUCAUGAAAACCGGUCUCCAGAGUGGGGCAUGUGGAGCAGAGACAAGAAUCUGCCAAGAAAGGCUCACUCAGUGUGCUCAGGACAGUAAGUGCAGAAACCUCUUAAAAACUCUCCAAGUUAAAUGCUGGAACCACGAUGAAACACUAUGCAAUGAAAGAAAUCUCCAAGAAAAUGAAUGCUUCACUCUAAAGGAUCCAGCUCUUAUCCUCGGUGCAAACUCUGAGUGUAAAAGAGCCUUCUUGGCUACCCUGGGCACAGUGCUUCACCACCCUUGCACAUGCAAAGGAGUCCACAAUGAUCAUCUUCAGAUGUGCAACAUGAUUCUUGAAGUAUUUCAUAACAGACUGCACUUCAUAAAAUUAGAGGAAAGCAGCAAUUGUACUUCGAAAUCACCCGAAAUCAAUGAGUCUGAGCAAGUUCAUAUGUGGUCAUAUGGUUUCCUUUUGCAUCUUUUUUCAGCUCUGUUUCUUGCUGGAGUAGUCAUAUUUUCCUCUCUGGUUUUUGUCAGUAAGAUUUGGUUGAAAAGGAGGAAUAAAAAGGAACUUAAUCAUCCAAAAAAAGCAAACCAUUGUGUUUUAUAAUGUUAUAUAUAUAUCCAUGGUGUUUUGUUUCUGUAUAUCUUGAUAUAUAAUGUGGCUCAGUUUAUCAAACAGCUGUUAUUCACUCCUAUGUUUUGUACUUUUGUGAUGAUUAAUGGAACAAAGUUUGGAUGUUCUAUGCAUAUAAAAUGUCUGAUUUGAUGUAGCAUUUAAGUUGUAUUGGAAUAAGAAAAGCCUUUAUAUUAUUUGAAGCUAUCUACAUCACUUUGUAGUUUUUGGCUGGGGGAUGUGUAGAGCAGUGGUUUUCAAACUCUAUUCUAAGGAUGCACUGUCUUGUGUGUUUUACAUUUGUCUCUGCUCCUGCACACCUGCAUCAAAUGAUUGCAUUCCCUUCUCAGCAGCCACCAGGGGCUGCAUAGGCCUGCUAAUCACCCACUGAUUUAAGUCAGGUGUAUGGAGGCAGGGAAACACAUAAAACAAAAAGGACAGCUGAGACAAUGUUUAAAAACCAGUGGUGUAGAGUGCUGCAUCUUUCACCAGAAUCCUUUCAACUUUAAGUAGACUGUAUCUGGAGUGAGCUGCUUGUCAUGUUGCAGAAUACAUUCUCUACCUUUUUUGCCAUUAAAAAGUAUUGAAACCCUCUAUACUUUUUUAUGUUCACACGAAAUUUGCAAUAUAUCUUAUGGAUUGUUCCCAUAUUUAGCAAGGCAGGUCAUGCAUAAUUAUGAAGAGGAAGGAAAAUGGUUUAUGUUAUUGUCAGAAUUACUGGCCAAAAGACUCGGAUGAUCUCUGUAGAUAGGAUAACCUGGCUUUUCAUGCUGUUUUGUUGCUCAGGCAAAGCAGACACCUACUGUAUAGUUAUUGUAGAGGACUGGCUAAAGAGGAUCUGUGCAUGCCAGCUUUGCAAUUGAUGCACAAUUCAAUUUAUCAUGAGAAUUAUCUCAAUUUGCUGUGUUUAAUUCUGUCGUCUUGCUCAAAGAUGAAUUUCUCAGCCUCUUACAGGUUUGUUCUUGUAUUGGCUAUUUUCUAGGGCUGCUUAGCAGAACAGUACUGUAGGUAGCACUGCUGACUUGCAACAAGAAAGUUGGGUUCGAUUCCCGGGUUUGAUUCCUGGCCUGGGGUCUUUCUGCAUGCAGUUUGCAUGUUCUCCCUGUGCAUGCGUGGGUUCUCUCCGGUUUCUUCCCUCAGUCCAAAAACAUGACUGUAAGGUUGAUUGGCUUUGCCAAAUUCUCCUUAGGUGUGAGUGUGCAUGGUUGUUUGUCCUGUUUGUCUCUGUGUUGCCCUGCAAUUUACUGGCGACCUGCUGAGGGUGUACCCCGCAUCUUGUCCGUAGACAGCUGGAGAUAGGCAACAUCAACCCUCAUGACCCCAGCAGGGAUAAAGCGUUACAGAAAAAAUGGAUGGAUAGCUAUUUUCCAUUAACUCCUCUGCCUUGUUAAGAAACAUUAAAAGCAUGAAAAUUUAGAUGUGAUGGUUGGGAUUUAAAUCAAACUAAUUUGUUUACAACACAAAGACUGGGAAACUGGUUGGGCACAAUCUAAUUAAUUAUUGAGAAUAAAUACAUGAAUUUCAGAGAUCCAACAACAAAGUGAAAAAAAAAUAAUCUGUUUUUUCAGUUCUUAAACAUUGUUCUCAUUAUAUAUUCUGAUCAUGACUGUUUCCUUGUGUGUGUUUUUUAAGAAAUAAGAGGUAGAUGUGCUGUGUCAUUGUUACUUAGAAAUUCAAUUCAUUAAAUAAAUAUAGUUUACCUUAUACAAGAAAUAAAUCAGAGUAUGACAUCAAACGUUCUUUGUUUUUUGUUUAAUCUGAAGUUGCCGGGGCUGGUCAUUAAAAAAGAGACACAGUAAGCAUUUAGAGAGCCGACAGGAAUGGAUUUCCUACUGUUGAGAAAUAUGGGCAUAUUCAAUAAAAAUAAGCAUAUCUAAAUGAAUUUGCUUUAGUUGCAAACUGAUUUUAAUGUAGCAUGGAGUUAAAUUGGCUUUAGAAUAUCUGUUUAUGA
Molecule: messenger RNA, 3179 nt
Organism: Cyprinodon variegatus (sheepshead minnow)
Lineage: Eukaryota; Metazoa; Chordata; Actinopteri; Cyprinodontiformes; Cyprinodontidae
Gene: gfral
Product: GDNF family receptor alpha like
Exons: 9
Coding region: 38-1222 (394 amino acids)
Biological process (GO): nervous system development
Cellular component (GO): signaling receptor complex; external side of plasma membrane
Molecular function (GO): signaling receptor activity
Source: RefSeq, a predicted model, not a curated record